AUGACAAAUUUGUUUAUUAUAGAUGAAAUGUAUACUAGUGGGUUUAAAACAGGUAUGUUGGAUAUUGUAUCUUUAUUUAUUAUAUUAUGUGGUGUAUUAAUUAUAAUAAGUAAAAAUCCUAUAGUUUCUGUACUAUUUUUAAUUGGAUUAUUUGGAGGUGUAGCCUCAUAUUUAAUUUUAUUAGGUUUAAAUUUUAUAGGGUUUUCUUACUUAAUUGUUUAUAUUGGAGCAGUGUCUAUAUUAUUUUUAUUUAUAUUAAUGUUAAUUAAUAUAAGAAUUAGUGAAUUACAAAGUAACACUAAAAAUAGUAUACCUUUAGCUUUAUUUAUAACAAUUUUCUUUAAUUAUUCACUUUUCCAAGUAUUACCUUACGAUUUAGCAAUAUUAAAUAAUAAUAAUAAUUAUAUAAACAAUAUAUUAUAUUAUAUAUCUUUAAAUAAACAAGAAACUAUUAAUGAUAGUAAGUUAUUAAAUACUAAUAAUGAUUUAUAUUUUGCUACAAGUAAUAGCUGAGAUGGUAAUUUAAUAGAAACAAGUCAUAUUUCUAGUAUAGGAAAUAUUUUAUAUACUACUAAUAAUAUGUGAUUAAUCUUAGUUAGUUUAAUUUUAUUAUUAGCUAUGGUAGGUGCGAUAAUAAUAACUAUUAAAUCUAAUAGAAAUUCUUUAUAG
Messenger RNA from Verticillium alfalfae VaMs.102, 669 nucleotides. Lineage: Eukaryota; Fungi; Ascomycota; Sordariomycetes; Glomerellales; Plectosphaerellaceae. The record is from the annotation of a RefSeq genome assembly.